Drosophila sulfurigaster albostrigata is the source of this 6161-nucleotide messenger RNA. Its product is annotated as cilia- and flagella-associated protein 44. The record is from RefSeq and is a predicted model, not a curated record. Gene Ontology annotation, molecular function: protein binding. The transcript has 8 exons. NCBI's taxonomy places the organism in Eukaryota, Metazoa, Arthropoda, Insecta, Diptera, Drosophilidae. The coding region runs from base 57 to 6086 and encodes 2009 amino acids.
UUUUCGUGUUGACUCAAAAGUCAAGCUAGAUAUAGAUAUAGUAAAUAAGUCAAGACAUGGACUCCUCACUGGGCGACAAUGUGGAGCUUAUGGGCGAGGAGGAGGAUUUGGGCGAUGACGACUACGGCAUCUCAUUUACGCAGCAGAUCAUCGAGCUGAAACAUUCCUUUGGCUACGACUGCAAACGGCUCUUCAAUCUGGUUCUCCUGGACGAUGACACACUCAUCUUUGUCUCUGGCAACUUUCUGCACUACUUCAGCAUCUCGCGUCGAGAGGUGACUUUUCGAGAGACUGUUUUUGGUUGUGGCAUUGGCUUCAUCACCAAAAACGAGCAGCCACAGUACAAGGAUCUGUUCACUGUGGGCGAGAACGGUCCCAAGCCGACCAUCUUCAUCUACGAGUAUCCCUCGCACGAUGUGCGCAUCAAAUUAACCGGCGCAGCCAAAUCGUGCUUCACUGCCGGCUCCUACAAUUCGAGUGGUGAGCUGUUCGCCUCCCAAGCUGGUUAUCCGGACUUUAUCAUUACCAUUUGGCGCUGGGAGCGCGCUGAGGUUGUGUUGCGUGCCAAGUCCUUUCAGAGCAACAUACUCUUCGUGCACUUCUCAGAGUACAAUCCCAUUUUGUUGUGCUCCUCGGGUCUCAGUCACAUCAAGUUCUGGAAGAUGGCGAACACCUUUACCGGACUGAAGCUCAAGGGAGACUUGGGACGCUUUGGCAAGACGGAUUUCAGUGAUAUUUCCGCCAUGUACAUGCUGCCCGAUGAGAAUGUCAUCUCUGGCUGUGAUUGGGGCAACAUGCUGCUGUGGGAGGCGGGACUGAUUAAGUUUGAGAUCUGCCGCAAGGGACGAAAACCGUGUCACCUGAAGCCCAUCACACGGAUUACGAUGAAGAACGGCGAGGUGACGACUGUGGGCAUGGAUGGGUAUGUGCGUGUUUGGUACUGGGAGACUGUUGAUAUUGCUGAUCCGCCGGAGGACGAUUUGUUUGUCGAAAUCGAUCCGAUCUAUGAGUUUAAAAUCUCCGAGGUCGAAAUACGCGCCAUGCAAAAGAUUAAACCCUUUGAGGAGAAGGAUUUUGGUUACUACGCUCAGGAUGGCAGCGGUGGCAUUUGGUUCUGUGACAUAAACACCUACGAUGUUCCCAGGCAGCCGAAACAGCUCUAUUCCUGCGUAGGCGGACGAGUCUUGGCUGCCCAAAUGUCGCCAGUGUCGCCGCAUAUGUUGGCGCUCUCCGAGACCGGAAAGAUCUUUGUCUACGACUACGAGGAGAAGCGUUUGCUGCUGGAGAAACAGUUUGCAGCGAACGGGGUUGACAUAUUGUGGAUGGACACACAGAUCUCUAAGUUCGGCACCGAGAUGGUCGCUGGUUUUGAGGAUGGCAUACUGCGGCACAUCUUCCUCGACUUGAGUGAUCCCAAAAAGGCUUCGAUGCAUCUAGUCAACGCCUUUAAAGCUCACACAGCUCCCAUAACACGGUUGACAAUCAAUCGCUCCAGUUCGCUGCUGCUCACUGGCUCCGCGGACAAAAGCAUGUUCAUCUACUGCUUGAGUAAUAAUGCAUCCAACUCGCUGGUGAAGCUGCAGCCGUUGGGCUUUGUAGAGUUCAAGGCUGUGCCAAAUUGUUUCUACUGGCACGAGGAGCAGGACUCAGUUGUGCUCAUUGGCUGCAAAUCCGGCGAGGUCUAUGAGUACAACAUACGCACCAAUGUCAGUGACGAGGAGACCUAUUUGUCCUACAACAUCACCGAUGCCACACGCUUGCGGAGCACACGUUUCGUCUCGGUUAAGAGUCGCAUUCGUCGCGAGUUGAGAAGGGAGAAAAUCAAGAAGCGCAAGGAGAAGAAACGCGAGCGCAAGAUGCGUGAGAUCGAGAAGCUAAAGAAGGCGAAUCCUGGUCUUCAGAUUGAUAUGGAGAGUGCUUUAGCUGACUCGGAACCAGAUGAGGAAGAGGAGCCGCUGCACGUUCCCAGCAUUCCCAAUCGCAUCAUCUGGCUGCGCUACACGGAACGAAACACCAUCUGGGUGUCCAUGGCUGGCUACGAUGCUGGCUACAUCUAUGAGCUGGAGUUCGAUGUCCCAGAGCCGAGCUUCUGCACGCUCAUCACGGAUGCCGACGACAUCGAGAUACACUCCUACCUCAUCGUCGAUGAGUUCAUCCUCUUUGGCAUGAUGAAUGGCAGUCUGCGCAUUAAUCACUUCAAUCCCGAGAACUUUACGGAUCUAGCCGACUAUCGUCACUAUCCCAUGCACGAUGCACUCAAGGGCAUCAUUCCCUGCAUCAUGAGCAGCUACGAUGGCAAACAUCUCGUCUCUGUGGGCUACGAUGGCAACGUCUUCCUGUACAACUGGAAUGGUCCAAAGGUGGUGCGACAUUCGCUGAUGAAGUCCUUGCCACACAUGCCCAGCAUUGGUCCAGUUGAGGACAUAAUUGAUCCGGAGACGCCUUCGUUGGAACAGGAGAAGAUCAAUGCGGAGCUGAAGCGGCAGCAGGAAGCAGCCGAGGCGCAUGAUCGUGAUGUUCUGGCCAAGAUUGGAGCUCUGCAGAGUGUCUACUUUGAAAUAGUCCGCAGGAAUGAUGAGUUGCCUGCGGGCUUGCGGGUGCACGACAAGGAUUUGCUGCUCGAUCCGCGCAUCACGCAACAAAUACGCGAUGAACUUCAAGCCGAGCUGGAUGAUGUGCGCGAAGAUCUUGCCUACGAUCUGGAGUUUGCUCAAGUUGGUCAUUCGAAGCUCUACAAUCACUUUCUUAAGAAACUCGACCACGUGCCAUUUACCAUAACGCCUCUUUGUGCUAAUAUUGAACCUGUUUCCACGUUUCGCUUGGAGACUUUGGGCGAAGAGUUUCAGCAAAUUAAGCUCGACAUCGAGGAUCGUCUUAAAAGGGAGCAAGACAUGCGCUUAACCGAAGUGAUUGCCUAUGAGGAGAAGGAGGACUCCAUCACCGGCCCACCACCGGAGACCUUUUUCUUCGGCCGUGAUCCAAAGAGCAUCACACCGCGUUUCAGCAGAAAGAUGAUGCGACUGCUGCAACGCUAUCGCAAGAGGCAGCUUUAUGAGGUGCGACGCAUCUUCGACUGGGACAAGCUGGAGCGUCAGAAACCCGAUCCCAAUCGCAAUCAUCCCGAGGAUGAUGCAAAAAUUGCCGAAGCACAACGAAAUCUGGGCGACUACAAGUUGAAGAUCAAUUCGGAUUACGAACCAAAGACAACAGAGACACUGACAGCAAAGUACAUUGAGAUUGUAGAGUGUCGUGAGCAAUACUUUGAGAUGCUGGACGCGUUCAAUCAGCGCGUAAUGUUGAUGCGUGACCAGAAGAAGGAUCUCAUGGAGCUGAUACAGAAGCAACGCGAUCGCUUGGAGCGUAUUCACGAGUAUCUGCCGGAGGUGAAUCGCCUGCAGCUGAAGCACAUCAAUGAGAUUGACCUGGAAAUGGAGUAUCCCGAACUGAAUCUCAUCGAGCACCAUUUGCCCGGCUGUGGCGCCAAUGUGGAUGACAUACUCUACCUGGAAGCAACUGUGGAUGAGGUGAUAAACAGCAAGAAGCCAAAGCGCACAGUGGACAACAUUAGUCUGUAUGAGAUGGCCGCCUUGGACAAUCCCGAUAUGCAGGAGGUGGUCAAAUUCAAAACGCUGCAAAUAUCCAAGCUGAGCAGCACUUUACCGCCGGAGGAACUCGUCGCCUUCAUCGGCAAGCUUCCACCUGCCAGCGAGUUGGCCUACUAUGAGCUGGAUGAGGAGGGCAACGCUCCAUUCACGCUGGAGAUGCGUCAUCGUUGGCUCCGUCUGCUGACGGUGGAGCAGCUGUUGAUCAUUGCCCAUGUAGAUGAGCAGGUGCGUCUCUUCGAUCUGCAGAUGGAGAAGCUGCAUGUGGCGCGCUUUCACACCAAGUUGAACGCAGAGUUUCUCACUGCCUUCAUGAUCAGCCUGAAUCAGGAGCUGUAUAUACUUCGCGACAGCGAGCAGAUCGAAUCGCAGCUGCUGCAGAAUGCCAAGCAUGCGAUGGGCACACGCAAUGAACUGCAGGUGAUCAUUAAUGCCACCAAUCGGCAGUUGGACGAGCUGCGCAAGGCCAUCGAUAAGAUCAAUGAGCAGAUCAGCGGACUGCAGGUGGCUUUCAUGACCGCCAUCAAGGGGCACAAGUUCUACGACUUUCUGCGUCGCAUCUUCAAGAAGAAGUGGCGACCGCCGAAGCGAGUGCGUGGCGACGACGAGGAGUCUUCGUCCUCGUCAUCGUCGUCCUCGUCCAGUGAGGAUGAGGGCGCCGAUGCCCAGAGCGUUGACUCCCUGGACAUGACCACCAUACGCUUGGAUGAGGCCACCUGCCCGACGGGUCUGGAACGCCAGCUCUACGAAUGGUCCUUUGUUAUGCGGGCGGAUCGUCACGCCUUGGAGCGCACUCUGCUCGAGAACCAGGCCGAUGUGGAGCGCAAGCGUCGCGAGAUUGCCGAGAUGCAGACCAAGAUGAAGUACCACGAGGAAGUCUAUCAGCGCGAGAAGAACACGCUGCUCCAGUUUAGGCGCAACAGGCAGCAGGAGAUCAACAAGGUGCAAGUGAGCACAGUGCUGCGCAUGGAUCAGCUGCAGCACUUUCAUGAGGGACACGACUUCCGGGAUGUGUCACAGGCGAUACUCUUCGAUGCGGAUAUGCUGAUCGAUUUGCGUCGUCGCGCGGAGAAGUUGCAUGAGGAGACGCAGGCCACGAAGCGUUGGCAUCGCAUCAAUUUUGUGCACUUGCGUCGCAUGAAUCGUGACAUUAAAUUCAUGCGCUUUGAGAUUACGCGACUGGAGGAGGAGAUUAAGCAGGCGCAGAUGAAACGCUUUGGGGUGAUUAUCAAUCUGGAUGAGCUGGAGGAGGAGGUGUUGCGACGCUACGUCUUUGAGCUGGAAACAACAGCAGAGGAUGAGAUGAGAGCACUUGAAAAAGAGCUGCAGGAGCGCAAGAUCGAGCUCUCCCGCUGCGAGGAGCAGAUGGUGCAGGAGACGCAGACGAACACGGAGAAGGUGAACUUACAAACGGUGCUGCUGGAGCAGAAGAAUGUACUGGACAACAUACUCGAUGUGCAGGAACGCAACUACGAGAAGUGGGCUAAUCCUCAGGUGCUGAAUCUGAACUACGACAUUGAGAAGUUGAUGGGCAUUGAGAAUGCGCUGCUCCAGCAGAUCGAAAGUCUGGAACGCGAGAUCUGCACGUUGCGUCUGAAGGCGAAACCACUGCAGAUUAAUGAGUUGGAUCCCAUACAACAACUGCAACAGCAGCAGCAACAACAGCAGCCCGUUCUCAAUGAGCUGACGCCAAUGCCAGCCGAGGCAGAGAUCUGUCCGGCCAUACUUAAUGUGGAGGCUUACAUGCUGCCGCCCAUGCCCGAUGACUUCAUCAUGGAUCGCGUGCACACGCUGGUGCAGAAGACCUUCAAUCAGUUCUUUGGUCGCCACACGACUCCGGAUCAUGUGCGUCGCUUUGCACAGCGUUCGUCGUUGUAUUUGUGCCAGGCUGCUUACAGUUUUCAGGGUCGUUACACGGAUCGCAUUGCGGAGUGCAUCACGGAGCAUCUGGAGAGCAUUGUACCCAAGAAGUAUUUGAUACACAUGAGUGCCGAGGAGAUGCGCAAACUGUUCCAGGAGGUUGUUGCUGUCUUUGACUACGAACGCUCGGAUGUGAAUACCGAGGAGUUGAUCUCAGGCAUCUUUGAGCAUGCCAAGGAGGCGUUGUGUACCAAAGGCAUUUGUGAGGUUGUCAACAGAACUCAAUUCAUUGUGCUGCACAUGUUCAAGGAGCUGGCCGAAGUGCUGCCCCUGGAGGAAUUCCAAGCAGAUGAAACUGUGCGCAUGAUUGUCGAUGUGCUGGAACGUGAACCGAUGGCGGAUCCGCGUGCCAUCAAUGUGGAUGAAUUGGUGUCGAGUACGCUGCAGCAUGCCCAGGAGAAUCUGCUGGACAAUGUGACUGCGCUGCCUUUGGCGCAAGUGGGCAGCAAGAUACAGAAGGCGCUGCUAAAACGUCGCCAGUACAAAACACCUAAUUGCCAGUCGCCUCUUUCGGUGCGCAUUGCCAGCAAGAAGCCUUCGGCAAAGACGGGAUUACCUUUCUGAGAACUUGGAACGAAUUUUAUUGCAUGGACUAAUAUAUUUAACAAUAUACAAUACAUAAUGUGUAAAGCUUAAAAA